CACAGCCGCAUGCUCAGUCUGAUGCCAGGCUGCUGUUCAUUCAGGAUACUACCAACAUUCACUGCAUCACUUUAAAUUGUAGGCUUUGAAUUUUGAGUUCAGCUCUUUACUGCAGGUGAUGAAGAGUUUCCACUGCUGUUACUUCAACUCUGGAGCUGCAGGAAUGCUGUCAGCGAGAGAGAGAGACAGAGAGAGCAUUUAGCCAGGAUCUUCCAUGGUUAGAAUGAAUGAUUGACUAUUUGGCUCAGUGUGUCUUUUGUUGCAUGGAUGUAUGGAUUUACUGGCUUUUUUGGAUGAUUUUGAAACAUACCUGUACACAAUUAGGAGGCAGUUGGAAUGCUUUACUAUUAAUGGAACGAACUAAUUUUUUCUCUCUCCAGCCUAUUUGAAUGCUACAGCUCUAAUGACAGCAGCAGUGGAGAGUCAUAACCACUCCAGCUGCUGCACAGAACACAGCCUGACAUGGAGAUAACCUGGUAAUGUAGUUUGAAGAAAUCAACCCUGGUGUAAAAGCUCUGUCUGGUCAGGAUCCACACAGAGCAUUAGAGCAGACUGAAAGUUAGCGAGGAGCUGUAAUGUGCUGCGCGCACUCUCAUCAGAGCUGCCCAUGUGGUGUUUCAGACUCUUAGGCUCAAGCGAGUGAAGUCUGGAGCCAUGAAGCUGCCGUGCUGGUUAGAGGAAGGGAGACUCUCUGUAAUCCCUUUGCUGCUCCUUCUGCUCUGCUGUCCUUCGGUUUCUAUCCACCCCAGAUCCUCUCAUCCCCACGAGUCACAUAAACACAUGCAAAAACAGGAAAACAUUACACUGGCAGUUAUUCUGCCUAAGGACAAUACCUCAUACCCAUGGGCCUGGCCACGUGUCGGACCUGCCCUGCUGAGUGCUAUUGCGCUCAUCAACGCAGACUCUUCGCUCCUGCCCGGGUACAGACUGCGUCAUGUUUUUAAUAACAGUGAGAAUGCAGACGGUAUUUGCUCAGAGUCUGUUGCUCCACUAAUGGCUGUGGACCUGAAGUUCACUUAUGAGCCAUGGGCUUUCAUCGGCCCAGGCUGUGACUACACAGCAUCUCCAGUGGGCCUCUUCACCACACACUGGGGGCUACCCAUGAUCACAGCAGGAGCACCAGCAGUAGGUUUCCUUCUCCAUGCUGGGGUCUACACCUCUCUUACUAACACAGGCCCUACGCACAAAAAGCUGGGCGAGUUUGGCCUUCAAGUGUGCAGACACUUUGGCUGGAUCCACCAUGCCCUGUUGAUGUUUGGAGACAGCAAAAUGAGUGAGCGCGAGUGCUAUUUUGCCAUCGAGGGUCUUUACAUGGAAAUGCAUGAAGCCAACAUCAACACUGUGGACUUUGUGUUUGAAGAGGACAGCAGACCCAUCAACUACUCUGACCAUCUGAAUAAGAUAAAAGAAGAGGGAAGAGUGGUGUUUGUUUGCUGUAUUCCGGAUAUCUUUCGACAGCUAAUGGUGAACUUCCGUAAAGCAGACCUUCCUCACGAGCAGUUUGUCUUUAUCUACAUUGAUGUCUUUGGACGCACCGUUUCAUCACAACCCGCUCGGCCCUGGGCCAGAGGAGACGCUGACGAUGAACUUGCAAAAGAAGCAUACCAGAGUGUAAAAAUCCUGACAUACAGAGAACCACAGAAUCCAGAGUAUAAAGACUUUGUCGCUGAUCUGAAAGCAAAUGCUAAGAAGAUGUUCAACUUCACACUGGAGGAUUCUCUGAUGAACAUUAUACCUGGAGGCUUCUAUGAUGGCCUAAUGCUGUAUGCUCAUGCCCUGAAUGAGAGUUUAGCAGACAGUCAGGGCCGACUGUCAAGAGAAGGUGUGACCAAAAGGAUGUGGAAUCGAACAUAUUAUGGUGUGACUGGACUUGUGCAGAUAGAUGAAAAAGGAGACAGAGAGACUGACUUUGCUUUAUGGGACAUGACUGAUACCAACUCCAGCAUCUUUGAGAUUGUGGCUGUAUAUAAUGGUACAAAGAAACAGAUGGAGAUGCUGCCUGGCAUGGCCUUCCAUUGGCCAGGAGGCAGCAUUCCUCCUGACCUGCCUUUCUGUGGUUUCAAGAAUGAUAACCCUGUCUGUAUAACACGGACCAUCACAGUGCACCAGAUGGUGUCAAUUGUUGUGUUCUUCAUCCUCGUCAUGAUCUUUACUGUCACUAUCUUUAUAUAUAGGAAACUGAAGUUGGAGAAAGAGCUGGCUGCUCAGCUCUGGAGGAUAUUCUGGGAGGAUUUGCACAUGAGCAAUCUGGAGAAGGUGCUGCGCAGUGCGGGCAGCAAACUGACCCUCUCUCUGCGAGGAUCAAACUAUGGCUCUCUGCCGACUGCAGAUGACAACUUCCAGAUGUUUGCUAAGACUGCCUACUUUAAGGGAAACAUUGUGGCUAUCAAAUACAUCAACAGGAAGCGCAUCGAACUCACCAGGAAAGUGCUGUUUGAGCUGAAGCAUAUGCGGGAUGUCCAGAACGAUCAUCUGACUCGUUUCAUUGGGGCGUGCAUUGAUCCUCCCAACAUCUGCAUAGUUACAGAGUACUGCCUGCGAGGCAGUCUGCAGGAUAUUCUGGAAAAUGAGAGCAUCACACUCGACUGGAUGUUUAAAUACUCUCUGAUCAAUGACAUUGUAAAGGGUAUGGCCUUCCUCCAUAACAGUGUGAUUGUAUCCCAUGGUAAUUUGAAGUCCUCAAACUGUGUGGUGGAUAACCGCUUUGUGCUGAAGAUCACUGACUAUGGGCUGUCAAGCUUCAGGACUGAAUCCAGUAAUGACGAUGUUCACUCCUACUAUGCACGAAAGUUGUGGAUGGCUCCAGAGCUGUUGAGGAUGGGCAGCCCUCCUGCAGGUGGCUCACAGAAAGGAGAUGUCUACAGCUUUGGCAUCAUUCUGCAGGAGGUAGCACUGCGCCAAGGCGUCUUCUACAUAGAGGAAGAGACACUCAGCCCUAAAGAGAUAGUGGACCGUGUGGCUCAAGGUGAGUGGCCGUACCUACGGCCAGCUGUUAACACCCAGUCACAUGGUGAGGAAUUGGGGCUCUUGAUGCAGCGCUGCUGGGCAGAGGAGCCUGCAGAGAGGCCAGAGUUCAGCCACAUUAAAGUACUUCUACGCAAACAAAACAGGGAGCACAGCAGGGAUAUCCUGGAUAACUUGCUGUCUCGGAUGGAGCAGUAUGCUAACAAUCUGGAGGAGCUGGUGGAGGAGAGGACGCAGGCUUAUCUGGAAGAGAAACGCAAGGCAGAAGCCCUACUUUACCAGAUCCUGCCUCACUCAGUGGCAGAGCAGCUGAAGAGGGGGGAGACUGUGCAAGCUGAGGCUUUCGACUCAGUCACCAUCUACUUUAGUGAUAUUGUGGGUUUUACUGCCCUGUCUGCUGAAAUCACACCGAUGCAGGUUGUGACUCUGCUAAAUGAUCUCUACACUUGUUUUGAUGCCAUUAUUGACAACUUUGAUGUUUACAAGGUGGAGACAAUCGGUGACGCCUACAUGGUUGUUUCUGGUCUACCAGUGCGUAAUGGGAAGAUGCACGCAUGUGAGAUCGCCCGCAUGUCCCUUGCUCUGCUCGAGGCUGUCAAAACAUUUAAGAUUCGUCACCGACCUGACCAGCAGCUCAAACUGCGCAUCGGCAUCCACAGUGGCCCUGUAUGUGCUGGUGUAGUAGGGCUAAAGAUGCCUCGGUACUGUCUAUUUGGAGACACAGUGAACACAUCAUCAAGGAUGGAGUCCAACGGCGAGCCCUUGAAGAUCCAUGUGUCAUCGGCCACACAUGAUGUGCUGCAAGAAUUUAACUGUUUCCAGUUGGAGCUAAGAGGAGAUGUGGAAAUGAAAGGCAAGGGCAAAAUGAGGACCUACUGGCUUUUGGGAGAGACAAAGAGCAGUGAAUAAAUGGAGUCAGGUGCUGGGUAGGAUGCAGACGGUGCUAGUUAACCCCUGCUGCCAGAACGUCUGCCUUCUGUUUGCACAGCCCUUUCCCUGUAUUCCAAUAGACAGCACUAUUGGAGUUGAACUCUGGCUUUUCUAUUGAUGAAGGAUCUAAAAUAUUUUCUACACUGUGAUCACCGCUUGUUGAUAUUUUGCUUUUAUAAAUGAAACAUGUAUGCCUUUAAGAUCCUGAGUGAACAUGUAAUGCCAUUAAACACAUCUAGUAGUUAACCUGUAUAUGUUUCUCAACAUUCUCAUGCUUUAUGGGGAUGGGCACCACGUGAGACUGUUGACUGAUAUUAUUGUAAUUUACAGGAUAGAAUGUCUUCAUAGGAUUUUGUAUUAAUUCAACUUUGUAAUGUAAAAAUAGUGAUCAUUCAUACUAGUAUAUAAUUUAUUUCACAGGAAUGACAUCUGUAUUUUCUUACAUAAUGUACAGUGGUUAUUUUCUGUGAUGGAUAACAGCUGAGGUUUGCAGCUAGCUGUUAAGACUUUGCUUUUUUUUUGGUUAUUUUUGCACAGUAAAUAUCCAAAUGAAUUCCAAAUAUCUCAA
Messenger RNA from Clarias gariepinus (North African catfish), 4462 nucleotides. It is a transcript of the gene npr1b, whose product is annotated as natriuretic peptide receptor 1b. Gene Ontology annotation, biological process: intracellular signal transduction; receptor guanylyl cyclase signaling pathway; protein phosphorylation. Gene Ontology annotation, molecular function: peptide receptor activity; protein kinase activity; guanylate cyclase activity. The transcript has 23 exons. The record is from RefSeq and is a predicted model, not a curated record. Bases 655 to 3873 code for a protein of 1072 amino acids. Gene Ontology annotation, cellular component: membrane. NCBI's taxonomy places the organism in Eukaryota, Metazoa, Chordata, Actinopteri, Siluriformes, Clariidae.